AUGGAGACAGAUGGAGGAGGAUGGAUCGUGUUCCAGAGGAGACAAGAUGGAACUGUUGACUUUUAUCGUUCCUGGGCUGAUUACCAAUCUGGGUUUGGUGAUCUAAAAUAUGAGUUCUGGUUGGGGAAUGAUAUCCUGCGUGACCUUACUGGGUCAGGUCAAUGGGAGCUCAGAGUAGAAAUGGAAGAUUGGCAGCCCAACACAUCUAGGGCUUCUUAUGGUGAGUUUGCUGUUACUAGUGACGAGUACACUCUCUAUGUUGGUUCAUAUGAUGCUCAGAGUACAGUACGUGACUCAAUGGCAUAUCAUAACCGUCAUCCUUUUACAACCAAAAAUAGGGAAAAUGAUGCACACGUGACCUCAAAUUGUGCUGUAAAGUAUAGGAGUGCAUGGUGGUAUAGCACGUGUCAUAAGGCUAAUCUGAACGGUGUAUACUACCAACAGGCAGAUGUGGCACACGCUGGAGAGGGAAUACAAUGGACAGGCUGGAAAGGAUAUUUCUACUCCCUCAAGAAAUGCAGCAUGAAAGUACGGCAAUUAAAUAAACUCCAACGGUAA
Molecule: messenger RNA, 558 nt
Organism: Asterias rubens (European starfish)
Lineage: Eukaryota; Metazoa; Echinodermata; Asteroidea; Forcipulatida; Asteriidae
Product: ryncolin-1-like
Exons: 1
Coding region: 1-558 (185 amino acids)
Source: RefSeq, a predicted model, not a curated record